AUGGCGGGCCAAUGUACUGGGGUCGGCUCGAUCCUCCCAAAUCACAACGUUGCAACUCAGGCUCUUCGUUGGGUUACCCCUCGAUACGAUAUUCUCCACGGAACGAAUAUCAAGCACAUCGAAGUUUCAUGCCUAUUCGACUUGUGCAACUCGGCUACGGCAGCCUUCACCCAAGAGCCCAUCCAACUCGAGUCCAUUUCCACCGACCAUGUAACCCCGAUCCUGUAUCUCCUCAAAUCGCCGAACCAUCGUCGAUCCCCUCAAUGGAUCUUUGCUCGGCUAACAAAGCUCACGAUGACCAUCUUAAAUGACGACGCUGUGACCAAGAUGAUGUCGAUCAUCUCGUGCGCCCCAGUGCUUGACACGCUCGCGGUCGAAUCUUUUUGUGGUAUCUCCACUAGCAGGCCCCUCACAUGGACACAAAUGGCCACGUUCCGUCAUCUCAGGAUCUUUGACAAAGGCUUAACUCCCCAGAGCUUCGAACCCAAGGGGGGCCAGUGCGCCGCCACCCGGGUGCUAGACGUCGCAGAAGACCCACCGCAGACAUUGAAAACCCUAUCUCUCGAAUUUGCUCUCAAAUUCAUGAUUCAUCCACGAUACGGAUGCCCAACAAAGCUUCAACAUCACGACUAUGCGCCGAUCGAUGAAGUCCUCGCGCGCACAGCGAAUACUCGUUAUCGAAACGUCGAGCAGCUCUACAUAUGCGGCAUUGGACAGCUGGGACCUAUACCUGGCGGCUUUGACUUGGUGACCUUCAAGGGAGUUGGUGGCGCGGUUUCCUUUCUCCACCCGCACUGCCAGUUGAUGUCAUAG
Cyclocybe aegerita is the source of this 813-nucleotide messenger RNA. NCBI's taxonomy places the organism in Eukaryota, Fungi, Basidiomycota, Agaricomycetes, Agaricales, Hemipholiotaceae. The record is from the annotation of a GenBank genome assembly.